AAGCCAUAAAAGGGGAAGGGAGAGGUGUGGGGUGAAACAUAAUUGCCUUAAACAUAUAUGAAGAGCAAGAACUUGUGCUGACUUCGAAAAAUCGGAGAAUAACCCCACUCCAUUGCAUUUUCCGCACCGCCCUCUGCAAAAAAUGCAAUUAUACCCAGGAGUCAUGUCUAUUUAUCUUUGACAUAGCUGUCAACAUAACGAUUGGACUUUCGACUACGAAUUCCGCCUAUUGGAGUGACUUGUACGUUAGCAUGGCUGGAAAAAACAACUGUAUUUGCUGCAACUGAUGCCAUAGGAAACUACUAGCUGGUGUUAAAAGAGAUUCACGCUACAAUGAAGAACCUGCUAAUUGUACAGUCACUGGCUCUGUUCAGAAACAAAUUUCAUCAUGCAGCUAUUUCUGUUUAUGGGACAGUAGCCUGCAAUGCACCCGCCUCUUAUAUACAUACCACUGUAUCAUCAUACGCACAAUACCCUGGUUUGGUGAGUACAGAAUGGCUGGCAGAAGCAAUGGGAACACGAAAGACCCCAGAUGGAAGACCUUUUCGAGUUCUUGACGCUACAAGAAUCGGCAUGGAAACAGGGAAGGCACACAUACCUGGUAGUCACCACAUCGACAUCCAUUAUCUAACCGAUGAGCACUCUCCCUAUGGUUUCACCGCCCCGACGCCGGAGAACUUCGCCGACUACGUCGGAAAGACGCUCGGCAUCGACAACGACACGCACGUGGUCCUCUACGAAGGCAAGGUCAAGGUCAUGACAGCACCUAGGAUGUGGUGGAUGUUCCGCCUCUUCAAUCACGACGCCGUCUCCGUACUCGACGGCGGAUUCCAGCAGUGGGUUGGGGAGAACCGAACGGUGACGGAAAUACCGACGCCCGUGCCAGAACCGGUGGAGUUUAAGGUGACUGAGAGACGAGAGGAUCUCUUCAAGAGUUACGAAGACGUCCUGCAGAAUGUAAAGGAUCCUAAGAUCCAGAUUAUGGAUGCCCGUCUUGUGGAGUGGUAUGAUGGAUCACAGCCCUCUGUUUACGAAGGUAUCAACCUUGGAAUCAUGAAGAUGGCGACCAAUAUCCCUUUCACCAAUCUCCUUGUCGAUGACGGCUCCGAUAAGUUCAGGUCACCCGCCGAACUCAGGGCCCUCUUCAAAUCCAAUGGCAUUGACCUGUCUCGACCUUUGACCGCGUCGUGCUUCGUGGGCAUCACUGCCUCCAUCCUGGCCCUAGGCGCCUUCCAUGCAGGGAAGGAAGACGUGGCGGUGUACGACGGAUCGUGGGAAGAAUACUCCCAGAAAGGACCCGAAGAUUCAAUGAAUUUAUACACGUAUGAAAAGGAACCUUAGACCGCCAUUUUGUUUUUGUUUUUAUUAUGAAGGUUCAGAUUAGUAGGUUUGAUAAGUGAAUAUAAUAUUGUUUUAAAGGUUAACAUAGACGAAGAUUCAUCUCCUCGAAGGUUCCUUCUAAGGUUCGAUGCUCCAAAGAUUCAAUUAGCCAAAGUUGUAAUUUAGUAUCAGAAGGUUCAUUUUAUAUCCAACGGGUCACAUAUCCAAAGGUUCAUUUGUCGGAAAGUUCAUUUAUUCGAAGGUUAAUUUCAUCUCACAGUGUAGUUGAUAUGUCGGAAAUUGUAUUUAUCCAGCUUAAAAAUAAAGGAGAUUAAUGCCAUAACAUGAUGACUAACAUCAGGUUGAUGUACCUUGGGGGAACUAUGAAUUGUUUGGGAUCAAAUUAAUGACCUUUCGGGAUUGUCGAUUAAUAAACCCCUGGUGUAGGAAAUUGGCGAGGACGGAAUUAUGAACCGGCGGAAUAUCGAACACGUCAUCUACAUGUAUUUGAAAACUAUCUCUAUAAGUUAGAUACCACAAAGUUUAUUCAUAUCCAUCAUGCGCUUUUUAAUGGCGAUAUUUGAGGCUGCUUCAUUUCUUGUACAAAACGUUAAAUUCCUUUGAAAAAACGCGUUUCUAUUCAUGUUUAUGCUACAAGUAUAGAUCUAUUUUUAGCGAUUGCUUUGUUCUUGACCAUUAAAAAGGUACUGAAAUAAUAGAAUAUGAUAGGAAAUUACGUAAUAGAAGUAUGCAGAAAGUCAAGUUCGUAAAAAGUAUUCUUGUAUUAUGUUCCACAGGACUGGUAUUGACAGCGUCGUAAAAGUUUUAGAUUUUUCACAUUCUAAACUGAUUUUGAGCAUUAAUUAUUCAUCACUGUGCAAACGGCAUGAUUGAAAAUAUGAAACACAUCGGAAGGUUCUUGUGUAGUUCUCCUGUUUGGCACAAUACUACUAUUGUAACUCCAUUAUCAUUACCCAGAUAAAAAAAAAAA
This is a messenger RNA of Strongylocentrotus purpuratus (purple sea urchin), 2311 nucleotides long. RefSeq names its product thiosulfate sulfurtransferase. Gene Ontology annotation, cellular component: mitochondrion. Lineage: Eukaryota; Metazoa; Echinodermata; Echinoidea; Camarodonta; Strongylocentrotidae. The record is from RefSeq and is a predicted model, not a curated record. Bases 334 to 1341 code for a protein of 335 amino acids. The transcript is spliced from 3 exons. Gene Ontology annotation, molecular function: thiosulfate-cyanide sulfurtransferase activity. Gene Ontology annotation, biological process: transsulfuration.